Molecule: messenger RNA, 1013 nt
Organism: Babesia bovis T2Bo
Lineage: Eukaryota; Apicomplexa; Aconoidasida; Piroplasmida; Babesiidae
Exons: 1
Coding region: 170-805 (211 amino acids)
Source: RefSeq, a predicted model, not a curated record
UAGCUUCGUAUGUGUGACUGUAGCAUCGUAAAUAACCUUUUGCACUUAUCUUGAAGUGUGCAUAAAUUUUUAAAAAGAUAAGUGUAUUCGUUUUCUUAUCGUUAGUUCUCAUCGCCUUUGUUCGUAUAUUUUAUAUUUUUUAUGUAGUUUUAUUAUUAUUGUUGUCAACAUGAAGAUUUUAUUUUUGUCAUUCGCUUUUUUGUGUUGUACAGUUCAGGCUUUGACUCCUGCUCCCGUUACGCACAGUUCCAGCAGCUACGAGCCGUCUAAGCGUUAUUUGCGUACUUCCAACAAGGAGAACGAGGUGAAGAAGGAGGUUCCCACUGAGCCUGAGGGUUUGACGUGGAACGGUGUUUGCACGUGGUUCAAUGACGUGGUCUACGGUGAGAACGGUCUUGCAUCGUGGUUUAGCACCAGCUGGUGGUAUGGCGAAGAGAAGGAGGAGGGUGAGGAAUCUGAUGAGGGUGAAGGCAAGUCCAGUCCUGCUAAGGUAGUUGCUUCAUCUAGCACAUCCGCUGCUUCUAAGAAGACCAAGAAGUCUGACGAUUCUGAAUCUGAGGAGAGUGAUUCUGAGGAUGGCCUCAACGAUUUCCAGAAGGCAGCUACUGAUGCCAUUAACAACCUUACUAAGGGAUUGCCAUCCUUUAAGGUUGGUUCAUUGGACUCUGAGAACUUGAGCAACUACGUUGCCGACGUGUACAAAUCUGCCAACGACUACUGCGCAUGGGUUUCUGAGCGUGCCAGUUCCGUCAUUAACGACUCGAUGAAGAGCGAUUCAUUGACCAAGAUUGGUGGUAAGAAGUAAUUGGUUAGUUGAUCCUAGAUAAAGGAACUCUUGUUGUUGGCUAUUUGGGUUUUUAUGCGUUUACGUUCUCUUUCGGGUUGUAUAAUCACGUUAUUGUUAUUUACGCCGUUAUGCGUAUCAUGGUGCUCGUAAAGGGUCUACGUUAAUGCGCUACCGCUAGAUUUUUUCUGUACAUAGCCACACCACAUUGGAAGGUAUCGUUUCGUCU